This is a messenger RNA of Macrosiphum euphorbiae (potato aphid), 1383 nucleotides long. Lineage: Eukaryota; Metazoa; Arthropoda; Insecta; Hemiptera; Aphididae. The record is from the annotation of a GenBank genome assembly.
AUGGUUGUCCAUAAACUCCCCAUAAAACACUUAAACGAUGACCAGCAAUUACAACAAAUGGUGACCCAACAGCCAAACAAUUUUCACAGGUCGUCUAAGCCUGUACCCCUAGUUCGGCAAGCUCCAGUAUUUGAUUUAGAAGUGAUUACCAGUGAAAAUUUUGUUCCAUGGAAGAGUACGUUCAAUAUGCGCCAAGUGACACUUGCAAAUAUAAUUGAUGUAGCUAAUGGUAAUGAUAAAGCUACUACAAAAGCGGCCAAGAUGCGUGCAAAGAAUUUGGUAAACGCUGCAAAAUCUUUAGAUCUGUUGCGACAAAAUUUACAGAAUUCAAUUAAUAAAGAUAUUGAUAAUGUUAUUAAAAAAUAUUUGACUUCAUAUUUUGGCUUGGCUAUUGACAAUGUUAAAAAUAAUUUGGGUUCAAAUUGUGUAACUGAAGAUCAUGUCAGAGAAGUAUGUCGAACAAUGUUAGAUGAGGCAAAGUUAAUGUAUUCAAAUCCACCGUUGUCUGGCAGUAACUCACCAUUUAAUACAGCACAAACUACAGACAUGUUAAUUGAAUCGCGGUUUGCAAAACAACAUUCCAAAAAUAGAUCUCUACUGAAACGUAAAGAGCCACCUGUUCAAGAGGCUGAAAAUAAUCUUUCUCCUACAAUUGAACAAACAUCAUCUCAGACACCUUUGGUAAAAUUUCAUAGAUUUCAGUCCACUUGGGACCCAGUGAAAAUUCAUUCUCAAACAUUAUUUGUGUUGGCUACAAGAGCUGCUAACAAGAGAGGAGGUCGUAUGGGCAAUAAACAUCCAGAACUAUUUCAAUAUACCAUUGAUAUGGAAGAUCGAGAUUGGCUGAUGAAGCAAAAAAUGUUUGUUUUACCACCACCUACAUCUGUAAAUGCAACUUCAAUACUGUUAUUGGACGAUGUGCAAUCAAUAUUGAGUACUGUGAAUCAGAAAAAUAAUCCUCAUGAACUCAAAGGUUUUGAAUUACCAGAGUUUAUAUUGAACAAAGUAAGAUCCACAAUGAUUCUCAAUAAACCUCCUGAAUUACAGUCUCCUCAACAAAUUAUUAUUACUGAAAAUGGCGAAAUUGAAGAGCAACCUGUGUGCAGUAUAACUUUGAACGAAAAUACAAAUUCUUCAAUCACUCAAUCCCAUGCAGAAUCAAGUAGUAUCAUCAUCUCAGGGACAUCAACAACACUUGCUGAAGCGUUAAAUAUGCUCGAAUAUGGUGAAAGAUUACCACAACACAAUGAAAUUCCACAUUCAUCGCCAAACAAUAACACAGGAUUGGCAAACACACAUUCCACCCUUACCGCGCUUUUAGCUGCUGAAAAUAAUUUCAUGCCCAAUAACAGUCAAGCUAAUAAUACACAGUUUGGAAUGUAA